Molecule: messenger RNA, 1420 nt
Organism: Calypte anna (Anna's hummingbird)
Lineage: Eukaryota; Metazoa; Chordata; Aves; Apodiformes; Trochilidae
Gene: SRSF3
Product: serine and arginine rich splicing factor 3
Exons: 6
Coding region: 112-606 (164 amino acids)
Biological process (GO): mRNA splicing, via spliceosome
Cellular component (GO): nuclear speck
Molecular function (GO): RNA binding
Source: RefSeq, a predicted model, not a curated record
GCCGCCAUUUUGUCCAGUGAAGAAAAGCGGAGCGGGAGUCUCGCUGAGGGUCGAGUUCGGCAACGAAUUUAGCGCGGGCUCCCUUCGCGCGCCCUCCCUCUUAGCAUCGCAAUGCAUCGUGACUCUUGUCCGCUGGACUGCAAGGUUUAUGUGGGUAACCUUGGAAACAAUGGCAACAAAACUGAAUUAGAGCGAGCUUUUGGCUACUAUGGACCACUGCGCAGUGUAUGGGUGGCAAGAAAUCCUCCUGGUUUUGCCUUUGUGGAGUUUGAAGAUCCCCGAGAUGCAGCUGAUGCAGUCAGAGAACUAGAUGGAAGAACCCUCUGUGGGUGCCGGGUCAGGGUGGAGCUCUCCAAUGGGGAGAAAAGGAGUCGGAACCGGGGUCCUCCUCCUUCCUGGGGCCGCCGGCCUCGAGAUGACUACCGCAGGAGGAGUCCUCCCCCCCGCCGCAGAUCACCACGAAGGAGAAGCUUCUCCCGGAGCCGUAGCAGGUCCCUCUCCAGAGACAGAAGAAGAGAGAGGUCACUCUCACGGGAGAGGAAUCACAAGCCUUCUCGUUCCUUCUCCAGGUCCCGCAGUCGCUCCAGGUCAAAUGAGAGGAAAUAAGACUGUGGGCAGGAGCUGUGUACAGGAAGUCAUUAGAUCUGAGGACAGGAGGAGUAUGUACAGAACAUUUGUUUUGUUUUGAAACUUCAUAAAGCUUGGUGCAUUUUUAAAAUGUUUUAGCUGUUGAACUUGCUUUGUUCCUUGUAUCUUGUAACAGGUGGCAACUGUAAAGAUGUGAAUCUGUAUAUGGUUCUGAGCAGAUCAUAUGAUUUGUAAUAUUAAUCACUUUACAAUGUACCAUCAUACAUUGUUUGUUGUUGUUUUUUUGUUGUGUUGAGUGAGGAGCAGUUUGUCUUGCAUAGAUAAAAGGAUUCUUUUGGUCUUGACACACUGGGGUGUGUGUUGCUGGGGUAGGAGGGGUGCAGUGGAGCUGUGUUCACUGCAGAGUGGCCCCAGCAGUGUUGGUCUGUGUGGAACAGGAUGUGGGUGCUUGGCAGAGCAGUUCUAGAAGCUGUUAAUGAUGUGUGAGCUACAGUUUCACCCAGAGCUCCAGUUCUGAUUUCCAUUCCCUGGAACUGAGCUACUUUAUAUUCUGUGAAACAGAAAAUUUUUAGCUGUUAAAAGUCAGUUAAUUUUGUACUUCAUGUGAUUAGAGUACUUAAAUAGAUGCUUGUUUGAUUGACCAUCUAUUCCAGAACCUCUAAACAGACCAAAUACACAGCAAAACUGACAACUGGAGUGGAUGUGUUUCAGUGUGUAAUGGUACAUUGUAAAAGUUCUGAAUCAAACAUUUCUUUACUGUACAAGAAUUUUCAUGUCACUUGUAAAAUGUCUUUUGUGAGAUCCUUGGGAUUAAAGUUUUGGUUACAACCUG